UUAAAGCCGAGGACCCCCCCGAGCUGCCCCCCCCGCGCAGCCCCCCCACCUCCCCCAGACCCAGCUGAUGCUGGCGGGGAGCCAGCUGGCCGGGCUGGCAGCGCUGAUGCCGGCCCAGCAGCAGUUGCUCCUGCAGCAGGCUCAGGCCCAGCUGCUGGCGGCGGCCGUUCAGCAGCAGCAGCAGCACCAGCCCGGGGGGGCCGCAGCCGCCGCAACCCCCCCGGGCAGGGAGGGGACCCCUGGGCCCCCCCCGGCCCCCCCCCAGCUCACCCUCUCCCAGCCCAUCCAGCUCACUGCCCAGGACAUCCAGCAGCUCCUCCAGCUCCAGCAACUGGUGCUCGUCCCCGGCCACCACCUCCAGCCGCCCCCCCAGUUCCUGCUGCCCCCCACCCAGCAAGGACAGCAAGGGCUGCUCCCCACCCCAAACCUCUUUCAGCUACCUCAGCAAAGCCCCGGGGGGCUCCUGCCAAACCAGCCCCGCGGGGGGCUGCCAGCACAGCCAGCGACUCGGCCAGGCCUCCCCGAGUCCCACCUGCCCCCGGGCCCCCCCCCCAAAUGCCUGGACCCCCCCCCGCACCCCGAGGAACCCAGCGACCUGGAGGAGCUGGAGCAGUUCGCCCGCACCUUCAAGCAGCGGCGCAUCAAGCUGGGGUUCACCCAGGGUGACGUGGGGCUGGCCAUGGGGAAGCUCUACGGCAACGACUUCAGCCAAACGACCAUCUCCCGCUUCGAGGCGCUCAACCUCAGCUUCAAGAACAUGUGCAAGCUCAAGCCGCUGCUGGAGAAGUGGCUCAACGACGCCGAGACCAUGUCGGUGGACUCGACGCUGCCCAGCCCCAACGCGCUGAGCUCCCCCAGCCUGGGGGGCUUCGAGGGGCUCCCGGGGCGGCGCCGCAAGAAACGCACCAGCAUCGAGACCAACGUCCGCUUCGCCCUGGAGAAAAGCUUCCUCGCGAACCAGAAGCCCACGUCGGAGGAGAUCCUGCUGAUCGCGGAGCAGCUGCACAUGGAGAAGGAGGUGAUUCGCGUGUGGUUCUGCAACCGCCGCCAGAAGGAGAAGCGCAUCAACCCCUGCGGCACCGGCACCGGGCCCCCCCCCGGCCUGCCCCCCGCGCCCCCCGGCAAGCCCCCCGCCUACAGCCCACACAUG
Molecule: messenger RNA, 1150 nt
Organism: Phalacrocorax carbo (great cormorant)
Lineage: Eukaryota; Metazoa; Chordata; Aves; Suliformes; Phalacrocoracidae
Source: RefSeq, a predicted model, not a curated record